AGCGCGGGCGGAGAUUCUCGAGCGAAGUCGAAGGCGGUGUCGGAGGUCGCCUCAGAGCGCCGAAGCCCCCUCCGGAAGUUUCCGAACGCCCCCGAAGCUCCGGGGAGGGCAGGCAGCGGCGCCACACAAGAUGGCGGACGGGGAGGAGGUUACUCUGGACGGGAGGCCGCUCCAGGCGUUGAGGGUCGCCGACCUGAAGGCGGCUCUGGAGCAGCGCGGCCUGGCGAAGAGCGGGCAGAAGAGCGCGUUGAUCAAGCGCCUCCGCGGGGCCCUGAUGCUCGAAAACCUCCAGAAGCACUCAACCCCUCACACCACCUUCCAACCCAAUUCCCAGAUUGGCGAGGAGAUGAGUCAAAACAGCUUCAUCAAACAGUACCUGGAGAAGCAGCAGGAGUUGCUGAGGCAACGUCUGGAACGGGAAGCACGGGAAGCUGCGGAUUCAGAGAGCAAAAGCUGCAUUGUGUCACGGGAGAGGGAAGAAUCUGAUGAAGAAGGGCCCAGAAGACCGGAGCAGCACCCGACCCGGGUCAGGCAGGCCAGAGCUGUAAAGACCCCGGGAGCCGCCCAUGCCCCAAGCAGCGAAGAGCGAGAGACGCCUCUCAGGAGUCGGAGGGCAGCCCAGAGGGCUCCUGUGAAAGAGGAGGAGGAAGAGGAGGAUGAGGACGACGAAGAGGACGACGACGAGGACGACGAGGAGGAGGAAGAAGAAGCUGCCGCGUUGCCAGCCAAACAGACGCCGAAGGGGCAGGCUGAGCCCGGCGCCCCAGCUCCCCUGGAGAAGGGCGCAUGCCAGCCUUCCCUGCCCAUUGCCCCACAGGCCCAGCCAAAAGAGGCCACGGCCCAAACCCCGGACGCCCCAGUUUGCGGAGCGGCCGUGCCACUUCUCCCACCCUCAAAGGGCCUAGCAGAGGCUGAACCCGCAGCCCCAGAGUGCGGGGAAGAGCAGCCAGCAACUGUGACGCAGGAGGGGCCCCAGGAGGAAAAGAGGGGCCCUGAGAUGCCAGGGCCUCCAGAAGAGGCAGAGCCUGUCGAGGCCGCAGCCCAGCUACCCGAAGCCUUAAAGGCGGAGGUGGCCAAAGAAGCAGGGCCUUGCCCGGAGGAGAGAGGGCCGACUGCCCCCCGCGAGGCACAAGGGGAGCAGGGGGUGGGCCUGCGGGGGUGGGGGGCCCCUGCUGCCCCUCUGCAGCCCCAGCAGGUGGUGGCAGAGGAGAUCCAGAGAGAAGAGGAUCAGAAGGAAGCAGCCGAGGCCCUGAAGACUCUGGAGGAAGAGACAGCAGCUGCCGCCGCCGCCCUGGUCCAGGACUCCCCUUCCCCUCCGCAGCUGACGGAAGCACAACACACCCAACAGGACGAGGGGGGCGAGGAGCCCCCUCCCCCUCUCUUGACCAAGGAGGCCCCCGGGCCCAGCCCUCCAGAAGACGAAGAGGCCCCCCCUCAGCUCUCUCAGCCAUCUCCCCCCGCUCAGGAAGUCCCAGCCGCAGCCGCCAGCCCUGGCCCCCGGAGGAACGGCCCGGCCCCCCGCCAUCCCCCCUGCAGCGCCCGCGGGAAAGGCCCGCGGGCUCCAGCUCCUCCCGGUCUUCCUCCUCCGCGUCCAGCUCCUCCAGGUCCCGCUCUCGCGGCAGCUCGCAGCCUCGCUCCCGUGCCAGGAGGCCCCGCUCCGGCUCCUCCGAGUCGCCCGCCAGGAAGCGGCGGGCCUCGGGGUCCCCAUCCCGCUCUGGCUCCGAGCGGCACAGCAGCUCCUGCUCCAGGUCUCGCUCCAGGUCGCGGUCCCGGUCGCCUUCCAGCAGCGGCAGCAGCAGAAAGUCCCGUAGCCCUGAAGCCUCAAGGGACGGUAGCAGCUACCCCCACACCAAAGAGACCUCCCCGACAGGGGAGAGCCCCCCACGCCACAGCCCCCAGACCCAGCAAGAUGGGUUCAAGCCCAAGGGAAAAGCGAAGAAACACCCUUCCCCUGCCUUCGGAGCCCCAGAGACACCCCAGCCAUGGCCAGGAGCAGGAACAGCAGGAAGAGGAGGAGGAGAUGGAGAUGACAGUUCCAGAGCGAGGCAGCCCAGAGCCCCCCACUCCAAUGGAGGCCAGUGGCCUUGACACCGGGGUCCCUGCCUCGGAGCCGCACCGCCCGUCCGAACAGCGGCACAGCGAAAAUGAGGAGAAGCAAGAGGUGCCCAUGGAGCCGUCCGAGCCCCGACCAGAGAGCGAGGCCCCCGAGCCUGGCCCUGAAGAACACCCCUCCGCGGAGCCCCCCGGACCCGACCCGGGCCCCGAAGACGAGGAGAAGAAAGAGGGUUCAACUCAGCCCAAGGCCUUCAAGAGGAAGAUAUCUGUUGUCUCGUCAUCGGUGGCCAAGGGCACAGCGGCAGCGACAAACAGUGACACAGAGGGAAGCCAGCCGGGAGGCCGGAAGCGGCGCUGGGGGGCCAGCACAGCCGCCACGCAGAAGAAACCUUCCAUCAGCAUCACCACAGAGUCCCUCAAGAGCCUGAUCCCUGAGAUCAAGCCCCCGACGGGAGGGCAGGAGGCAGUGGUGGACCUGCACGCCGACGACUCGCGCAUCUCCGAAGAUGAGGCCGAGCGGCACCCGGAGGAGCCCCCCCACGAGAAAGCCCUCAAGAUCUGCCGCACCGUCACGCAGGUGGUGCCGGCUGAAGGCCAAGAGAACGGCCAGGGAGAGGAGGAGGAAGAGGAGGAGAAGGCGCACGAGGAAGAGCCGCCCGAGGCCCCUCCCGCCGUCGCCGUAGAGGCAGUCGUGCUGCCACCACCCGUGGAGCACGAAGUGAAGAAAGUUACGCUGAGCGACACUCUGACGCGGCGCUCCAUCAGCCAGCAGCGCUCCGGCGUCUCCAUCACCAUCGACGACCCUGUCCGCACAGCCCAGGUCCCCUCUCCGCCCCGCGGCAAGGUCAGCAGCAUCGUCCACAUCUGCAACCUGGUGAGACCCUUCACUCUCGGGCAGCUGAAGGAGCUGCUGGGCCGGACAGGCACCCUCGUGGAGGAAGCCUUCUGGAUCGACAAGAUCAAGUCCCACUGCUACGUCACGUAUUCAACAGUGGAAGAAGCGGUAGCAACUCGCAACGCCCUCCAUGGUGUCAAGUGGCCACAAUCAAAUCCCAAAUUUUUAUCAGCAGACUUUGCAGAGCAAGAUGAGCUGGAUUUCCACCGGGGCCUGCUGGCCGAGCGUCCCGCAGAAGCCAAGGCGGACGGCUCUCGCUCUCCCCGGGGUGGGCCUGGGCAUGCGGGGGAGCGCGAGAUGUCGCGGCGCUCGGAGGCACGAGAGCGGGAGGCGGUGGUCCGGGAGCAGUGGGCCGAGAGGGAGAGAGAGAUGGAGCGCCGGGAGAGGACGAGGGCCGAGCGGGAGUGGGACCGGGACAAGGUGCGCGAGGGGCCCCGCUCUCGGUCCCGAUCCCGGGAGAGACGCCGCAAGGAGCGCCCCAAGUCUAAGGAGAAGAAAGCCGAGAAGAAGGAAAAGGCCCAGGAAGAGCCCCCCGCUAAACUGCUGGACGACCUUUUCCGCAAAACCAAGGCAGCCCCCUGCAUUUACUGGCUUCCUUUGACAGACACCCAGUACGUUCAGAAGCAGGCCGAGCGGGCGGCCAGGGCCCGGGAGCGAGAGCGCCGGCGCAAGGAGCAGGAGGCGGAGGAAGCCCGCCAGCGGGAGCGCAGCCGCCAAGCCGAGCGGGAGAAGAGGCGGGAGCACAGCCGGGAGCGCGAACGGGAGCGCCCCAACGCCACAGGAGGCGGGGCCAGCAGGGGGGGCGAGCGGAGUGGCCGGGACCGCGAGCGGCGCGAGGCAAAGGCCCGCCAUAGUCGGAGCCGGAGUCGCAGCACGCCUGCACAGGACAGGGGGGGGCGCCGCUGACCUAUUCCAACUUCUUUACUUUGACCUUCUGCGGGGAGGGAGGGGGAGCGGUGGCGGCACUUCCUUCCCCCGCCCCCUACCCCAAAUCUAGCCCUGGUUUUUUGGGAGAGGACUGGGACAGCCAGGGAUUGGGCUCCCCCUUUUCCAGCAGCUCUUGCGAGGAGGGAGGGGCGUGCUCGGCGGAUGUCAUGGCUGCGGCAGGCAGGAGGGGCCUUCCUCCUCGGAAAGUGGGGCAGUUUUUAUCCCCAGCCCUCCCGCUCCCCUCUUCUCCCGGGGCCAGUUCCCUCCCCGUUCAUUUGUAUUUUAUUUUGGGGAAAUUUUUUUUUUUAUUAUUCUGAUGAAUACAGGAAAAGAGAACAUAAUAAAGAGAUGGCGUUAGUUUUA
Molecule: messenger RNA, 4240 nt
Organism: Podarcis muralis (Common wall lizard)
Lineage: Eukaryota; Metazoa; Chordata; Lepidosauria; Squamata; Lacertidae
Gene: ACIN1
Product: apoptotic chromatin condensation inducer 1
Biological process (GO): RNA splicing
Cellular component (GO): precatalytic spliceosome; ASAP complex
Molecular function (GO): RNA binding
Source: RefSeq, a predicted model, not a curated record